This is a messenger RNA of Clunio marinus, 222 nucleotides long. Lineage: Eukaryota; Metazoa; Arthropoda; Insecta; Diptera; Chironomidae. The record is from the annotation of a GenBank genome assembly.
AUGGACACUAUCUUGAUCUUCCAAGAAGCUUACGCAGAUAAGUUAGUUUUACGCAAUUCCAUAAUCACGAAAGUCAAGAGUCAAAUUAAUGAACACACAGAAAGGCAGACAGGUUCGUUCGAAGAAUUUGGGUUAACAAAUGUUAAUGAAUUAUUUUUGGGAUCCAUCAAAAACGUAAGCAAUGAUUUGAGCUUUGAUUGUCAUAAUACUCAUAACUUAUAA